Molecule: messenger RNA, 2390 nt
Organism: Cavia porcellus (domestic guinea pig)
Lineage: Eukaryota; Metazoa; Chordata; Mammalia; Rodentia; Caviidae
Gene: Aldh6a1
Product: aldehyde dehydrogenase 6 family member A1
Exons: 12
Coding region: 113-1714 (533 amino acids)
Biological process (GO): L-valine catabolic process; thymine catabolic process
Cellular component (GO): mitochondrion
Molecular function (GO): malonate-semialdehyde dehydrogenase (acetylating, [NAD(P)+]) activity; methylmalonate-semialdehyde dehydrogenase (acylating, NAD+) activity
Source: RefSeq, a predicted model, not a curated record
AUAUGGUUCUGCUUCCCAAUGAGGAGGUCCAACAGGAUGGUGGGCGAGGCUUGGAGCUUGGGCUGCACUGGUGGCGGAGGUGAGGGGAACCGAGCUGAGGCGGUCGAGAGCCAUGGCGGCGGUGGUGACGGCGGCAGCGGUGCGGGCGCGGAUUCUGCAGGUUUCUUCCAAGGUGAACUCUGUCUGGUAUCCAGCAUCCUCCUUCUCUUCUUCAGUGCCAACUGUAAAACUCUUCAUUGAUGGGAAAUUUGUUGAAUCCAAAAGUGACAAAUGGAUUGACAUUCACAACCCAGCCACCAAUGAGGUUAUCAGUCGGGUCCCUGAGUCCACCAAGGCUGAAAUGGAUGCGGCCAUUGCCUCCUGCAAGCGUGCUUUUCCCGCAUGGGCAGACACAUCAGUGUUAAGCCGGCAGCAGGUCCUGCUCCGCUAUCAACAACUAAUUAAAGAAAACUUGAAAGAAAUUGCCAGGUUAAUCACAAUGGAACAAGGAAAGACUCUAGCUGAUGCUGAAGGAGAUGUCUUUCGAGGCCUUCAGGUGGUUGAACACGCCUGCAGUGUGACAUCUCUCCUGCUUGGGGAGACCAUGCCGUCCAUCACCAAAGACAUGGACCUUUAUUCCUACCGCCUGCCUCUGGGAGUGUGUGCAGGCAUCGCGCCAUUUAAUUUUCCUGCCAUGAUCCCCCUCUGGAUGUUUCCCAUGGCCAUGGUUUGUGGAAAUACUUUCCUAAUGAAACCAUCAGAACGAGUCCCUGGAGCAACUAUGCUGCUUGCUAAGUUGCUCCAGGAUUCUGGUGCCCCCGAUGGAACACUGAACAUCAUCCACGGAAAGCAUGACGCUGUCAAUUUUAUUUGUGAUCAUCCGGACAUCAAAGCAAUCAGCUUUGUGGGGUCCAACCAGGCAGGAGAGUACAUCUUCGAGAGAGGGUCAAGACAUGGCAAGAGGGUUCAAGCCAACAUGGGAGCCAAAAACCAUGGGGUAGUCAUGCCAGACGCCAAUAAGGAAAAUACACUGAACCAGCUGGUUGGGGCAGCGUUUGGGGCUGCAGGUCAGCGGUGCAUGGCUCUUUCAACAGCAAUCCUCGUAGGAGAAGCGAGCAAGUGGCUGCCAGAGCUGGUGGAGCGUGCCAAGAAACUGAGAGUCAAUGCAGGAGACCAGCCUGGAGCUGAUCUCGGCCCUCUGAUCACCCCCCAGGCCAAAGAGCGAGUCUGCAAUCUGAUUGGCAGUGGGCCGAAGGAGGGAGCUACCAUCCUCCUGGAUGGGCGAAAUAUUAAAGUCAAAGGCUAUGAAAAUGGUAACUUUGUUGGACCAACCAUCAUCUCAAAUGUCAAACCAAAUAUGACCUGUUACAAAGAGGAGAUUUUUGGCCCAGUUCUUGUGGUCCUGGAGACAGAAACAUUGGAUGAAGCUAUUAAGAUUAUAAAUGACAACCCAUAUGGAAAUGGAACCGCCAUCUUCACCACCAAUGGAGCCACUGCUCGGAAAUAUUCCCACCAGGUGGAUGUCGGACAGGUGGGGGUCAAUGUCCCCAUACCAGUGCCUUUGCCAAUGUUCUCAUUCACUGGCUCUCGAGCUUCCUUUAGAGGAGACACCAAUUUCUACGGCAAACAGGGCAUCCAGUUCUACACACAGCUAAAGACCAUCACUUCUCAAUGGAAAGAAGAGGAUGCUACUCUCUCCUCCCCUGCUGUAGUCAUGCCUACCAUGGGACGUUAGAAAUAAGUUUCUUCAAACCUACUGCAUCCUGCAUAACCUUCCUACAUUGUUGACCAACUUCAUUUGCCAGCUUUGUCCAGAUCAGAUCUCUCAGAUUGGAGUAUGUUUAACUGGAGUCUUUCUCAGGACUUGGCCCCUUCAGAGUUGCUGUAGGGAAACAUCUAAUAUAAUACUGACAUCAGAUUUUCACUACCUUUUCAUACUUCUGGUUUUGAAGUAACUGAUAUAACUAUGGAAUGCUCAUCUAGACAGAGAGCAUAGACUUGUUUUCUAAAAAUUUUUUCCUUUUCUGACAGCUUGAAAGAGGGCAAGGCCAAUGUAUUUACAGGAGAUCAUACAAUGGAAGAACCCUUGGGUGAGGAAAUAGCAUGGAAACACAGUUCUCUCUGGCUGAGCCUCAAACACACUGGCUGAGCCUCUAUCACUACUAGUAGGCGAGGCCCAUCUGCCAAAUUUUCCUGAGCCUGUCCCUCAUCCCACAGAACACAAGAUCUAAUCUGCUUCUACUUAUCCCAAUAGUGUGACAACUGCUUUACUUUUCUGCUCAAUGCCACUUUGUUGUCCUUGUGAUUUAUGACCACUGUUCAGUUCUAUCAGUGUCCCUAUUCUGAUUCUUAAAAUCACUUCUCAAGAAUACCUCAGUAUUCAGUGAAUAAAUCAGUUUUUUUAUUAUGUA